AAAAUAUACAAAUCAAUCGCAAUGCUUGGCUUCAGGUUGCUUUUAAUUAAAAUCUUAAUAAUUUCGGCUAUUUGUAUAUGCAAAGUGACUAGUACUUAUUCAAUGACGAAUGAUGAGUCAGAUAUUUUACAUGGCGAACAAAAAGAUAAUGAUGAGGUACCCGUUCUCAAAGGAUUUGAGAAUAGUGAACUUUUCCCAAGACCUGGUGUAUGUGGUCCUAUAUCUGCAAAAAUGUUUUUAAACGUUUAUGGCGGCUCUGAGGCAAGCUUGGGUGAUUUUACAUGGCUGGCAAAUUUGGAAUAUAAAACAGAUGACGGAGAUUUGGAAGUGGCCUGUGCUGGGAAUAUCAUUAACAAGCGAUAUAUUCUGACUGCAGCUCACUGUGUGACAGGAGAAAUACUAAUUAAAAAGGGGCAAUUAGUCUCCGUUCGUGUUGGCGAUCAUAACAUCGAUACUGCUAAGGAUUGCAACGAAUAUGUUUGCAUAGAUCCACCUCAAUAUUUGGGCAUUGAAAAGGUAAUCGCUCACGAAAACUAUCGCAAAGUAACGGGCAAAAGAGGUAGUGUGAAUGAUAUUGCUCUGUUGAGAGUUGAUCGGGAUAUAGAAUAUUCUAAGAGUGUGGCACCUGUAUGCCUGCCCAGUGUGGUGCCCACACUAAAACCUUUGGAACCAGGCAUGAAAUUAACGGCCGCCGGUUGGGGCCAUAUAGGAAGUCGUUCAUAUUCUCCUGUUAAAUUAACGGUUAGUUUACCCUAUGUGGCUAAUGAAAAUUGUACCUUGUCGGUAGACGAAAGUCAUCUCUGUGCUGGUGGCAGAUUCCGAGAAGAUACAUGCAGUGGUGAUUCUGGGGGUGGUAUAUUUCGAUUGCACCACCUGGAAUUAUUCCAGGCACCUUUUAUCUGGAUCAUUGAGGGCAUUGUUUCGUAUGGUCGAGGAUGUGGCUUGGAGGAACCUUCAGUCUAUACGCGUGUUACAUCUUUUAUGGAUUGGAUUCAACAAAAUGUUUUGGAAUGAGAAUUUUU
Stomoxys calcitrans (stable fly) is the source of this 1022-nucleotide messenger RNA. Its product is annotated as CLIP domain-containing serine protease B10. Bases 22 to 1014 code for a protein of 330 amino acids. Gene Ontology annotation, biological process: proteolysis. The transcript is spliced from 4 exons. The record is from RefSeq and is a predicted model, not a curated record. Lineage: Eukaryota; Metazoa; Arthropoda; Insecta; Diptera; Muscidae. Gene Ontology annotation, molecular function: serine-type endopeptidase activity.